AUGGUCUAUCUUCUAUUGUAUGUGGACGACAUCGUACUCACAGCUUCCUCAGAUGCCCUGCUUCAUUCUAUUAUUGGUCGACUUCAUACUGAGUUUGCUAUGACUGAUCUUGGUGUUCUUCAUCACUUCCUGGGGAUUUCUGUCACUCGGUCUUCUGAUGGUCUGUUUCUGUCACAGCGGCAGUAUGCUCUGGAUCUUUUGCAGCGUGCUGGUAUGAGUGAAUGUCAUUCUACUACGACUCCAGUUGACUGCAAGUCCAAGCUGUCUGCGACUGAUGGUCCUCCUGUUGCUGAUCCUUCUGAGUAUCGGAGUAUUGCUGGCGCUCUUCAUUACUUGACUCUCACUUGGCUUGAUCUUGCGUAUGCUGUUCAACAAGUCUGUUUGUUUAUGCAUGACCCUCAGGAGCCACAUCUUGCUCUUGUCAAGCGCAUCCUGCGCUAUGUCAAGGGGACCUUGUCUUCUAGCCUUCAGAUUGGUAUUGGUCCUGUGGAUUCCCUCACUGCGUAUUUUGAUGCGGACUGGGCUAGUUGUCCUAACUCUCGGCGCUCCACUUCUGGCUACUGUGUUUAUCUCAGGGACACUCUGGUUUCCUGGUCCUCCAAAAGGCAGACUACCGUGUCUCGUUCUAGUGCUGAGGUUGAGUACAGGGCUGUUGCUCAUGUUGUGGCUGAAUGCUGUUGGAUCCGUCAGUUACUUCAGGAACUUCAUCUUCCACUCUCCAAGGCUACGGUCGUCUAUUGUGACAAUGUCAGUGCAGUUUAUAUGACUACCAAUCCAGUUCAUCAUCGACUGACCAACCAUAUUGAGAUAUAUAUUCAUUUUGUUCGCGAGAAGGUUGCCUUGGGGCAAGUUCGUGUUCUUCAUGUUCCUUCUUCACAUCAGUUUUCUGAUAUAAUGACAAAGGGCCUUCUUGUACAGUUGUUUACUGAUUUUAGGUCCAGUCUUGGUGUUCGCCAAGCUCCCCCUGCUACUGCGGGUGGGUAUUAG
Messenger RNA from Panicum virgatum (switchgrass), 987 nucleotides. RefSeq lists its product as uncharacterized. The record is from RefSeq and is a predicted model, not a curated record. Lineage: Eukaryota; Viridiplantae; Streptophyta; Magnoliopsida; Poales; Poaceae. The transcript has a single exon. Bases 1 to 987 code for a protein of 328 amino acids.